Messenger RNA from Insectozyma verbasci, 1293 nucleotides. Lineage: Eukaryota; Fungi; Ascomycota; Pichiomycetes; Serinales; Debaryomycetaceae. The record is from the annotation of a GenBank genome assembly.
AUGACUAAACCAUCGAUUGAUAAUGGUUCAGCUAUUAUUGAAGAUGAUAAAAACAUGUAUAAUUUAACAAAUGCUUCAACAUCAUCUCAACCAUCUCCAAAAUUAAUGAGAAGUGAUUCAACUGUUUCUGUCCCUUAUCUUGAUUUAUCAAAAUUAAUGUUUGCAGCUAAUGAUUUUGAUUUUGGAUUAAAUUUAAAUGAAGUAUCUACAUCAACAAAACAAAAGAUAAAUUCAUUAAAGUUAAAAUCAAAAGAAAGGUAUAAUAAAACAAAUUUAGAAUUUGAUAAAUUACAGGAAAUAUUAAAUCAAAGAUUAAUAAAAUUUGAUGAAAGGAUACACAAGAAUUUAGUUAGUACAAAUACUGAGAAAUUAUUUUAUGCAAUUAGUGUAUUUUUAAUUGCAUUAAGUGGAUUUAUAAUAGGUAAAUAUCCAAUCUAUUUUCCUCAUUUUCAUACUGGUAUAUUUGUUAUUUUAAUGCCAAUCAGAUUUUAUCAAUAUUUUAAACAAAGUUUUCAAUAUUAUUUAGCUGAUUUAUGUUAUUAUGUUAAUUUAUUAUUAAUGUUGUUUAUUUGGGUUUUCCCCCAAUCUCCAACAUUAUUUGUUUCAGUGUUUUCAUUAAGUUUAGGUACUUUAUCAUUUGCAGUUAUAACUUGGAGAAAUUCUUUAGUUUUACAUUCAAUUGAAAAAACAACUAGUUCAUUUAUUCAUAUAAUGCCACCAAUGACAAUGUUUGUAAUGGUACAUGAAUUACCAUCGGAUUAUAUUAAAUUACAUUAUCCUGGUAUAUCAGCGAUUAAUAAUUGGAAUUUUGUUUCAAGUUUAAUUAUAACAUCCAUUUAUUAUACAAUAUGGCAAGUUUCAUAUCAUUAUUUUAUAUCAAUUAGAAAAAAAGAUCAAAUUGAAAAGGGUAAAGUUACAUCAUUUUCAUAUUUAAAGAAAAAGAACAAAUCUACAAGAUUAGGUAAAUUUGUAAAUGGUUUACCAUAUUUAUGGAUGCAAACAUUAGCAUUUACUUUAAUUCAAUUUGGAUAUCAAUUAUUAACAAUGAUGCCAUGUCCAAUAUGGUUUAGAUAUAAAUAUGCAUGUGGAUGUUUUGUUAUAUUUAUAUUUAUAUGGGCAAGUUAUAACGGAGCAACAUAUUAUAUUGAUGUAUUUGGAAAGAAAUUUGAAAAAGAAGUUAAUAAAUUAAAGGCUGAAGUUUAUAAUUUACAACAAGAGAAUGAAAAAUUACAUAGUCCUGAGAAUAAGCCAGUAAAUCCGAAAAAUGAUGAUAUAAAACCAGAACCAUUGUAA